AGCCAUUUUGGCUCAAGCUGAUUUUUAUCGAGCGCCAAGGCUGUUUCCAGCCCCCAGUCCGCGCUCCAGUCGGGCGAGCAAUGGAACGCAUCGCGCGCGUGGCGAGGCACGUGGUCCCAGGCGGUGUGCAGCCCCAGAGCCCGACGAACGGCCUGUGCCCACAGCUCACGUCGGGGUCACAGUCGCCCAUCCUGACGACGCUGAAAGGAAAGAUCGCAGCCCUGGCGAAGGAGAAGACGGCACUGAAAAACGACCUCCUCAAGAACCAUGGCGAAACGAAGAUCCAGGAGGUCACCGUCGAGAUGGCGAUCAACGGCGCGCGGUCCAUGAAGACGAUGGUCACCGACACCUCCGAUCUGGACGCGAACGACGGCAUCAGCUAUCGGGGCAUGUCCCUGUACGACGUCAACAGGGCCCUCCCAAAGGCGCCUGGCGGGUCGUGCGCGCUGCCAGAGGCUGCGUUCUGGCUGUUGCUGACGGGCGAGGUGCCGACCGAUGCCGAGACUAAGGCGUUCACGCUCGAGCUUCACAACCGGAGCGCCGUGCCCGCCAACGUGAUGGCCACGCUGGACUCCGUACCCAAGGAAACGCACCCGAUGACCCAGUUGUCGAUGUGCAUGCUGGCCAUGCAGAAGGACUCGAAAUUCUCCGCCGCGUACGACAAGGGAAUGAAGAAGUCCGAGUACUGGGAGUACGCGCUUGAGGACGCACUGGACCUGGUUGCCAAGAUCCCCGUGGUGGCAGCCGCCAUCUACCGCCGUACUUUCAAGGACGGCGCUGGACCAGCAUACGACAAGAGCAUGGACUGGGCGGCCAACUACGCAAACAUGCUGGGCGUCAACAGCAGCGAGGAGUUCAAGGAGGUGACCCGCCUGUACCUGAUGCUGCACGCGGACCACGAGGGGGGCAACGUGUCGGCGCACACAGCGCACCUGGUGGGCUCCGCGCUGAGCGACCCCUACUACUCCUGGGCCGCAGGCCUCUGCGGACUCGCGGGGCCACUGCACGGCCUGGCGAACCAGGAGUGCCUCGGCUGGCUGCUGCAGGUGCAGAAGGACCUGAAGGGGCAGACGCCGACGAAGGCGCUCCUCACCCAGUACGCAGAGGAGACCCUGGCCUCCGGAAAGGUGAUCCCGGGAUUCGGCCACGCCGUGCUUCGGAACACGGACCCGCGUUACAUGCUAGAGCGCGAGUUUGCGCUGAAGCACUGCCAGAGCGACCCCCUCUUCCAGCUCGUUGACGCUUGCUACCAGGCCAUCCCAGAGCUUCUGCAGAAGAAGGGGAAGGUGAAGAACCCCUUCCCCAACGUUGAUGCCCACAGCGGGCAGCUCAUGCACUUCUACAACCUGAAGGAGGAAAACUAUUACACGGUCGUCUUCGCCGUCUCCCGUGCCAUCGGCGUCAUGGCUCAGACUGUCUGGGCCAGGGCCAUCGGGCUACCCAUCGAGCGACCCAAAUCGGUCCCCUUGGACACGCUGAAGCAGCUUGCGACCAAGUGAUGGCUGAGAUCUCCAAGUCGCAAGUCAGACGGCUGCGCUCGGUCUGCUGGAAGUGCCGAAUUUGUUUGUGACCAGGUUGUGCUUGGGCCGCUUGGUCUCAUGCUUGUCGGUGCAGCGAUGCCAGAAGUGCGCAGGCUUCGAAGUUUUUGCUACCUUGCAAGUGCAUGCGGUCGAGGCUCACGCCCUGCUGCUACGUUGCAGCUCGUUUCAUGCAGGAUUGCGCUUGCUGUUCGGGGGCGAAGGUCCCUCCUCCACACCCUGACCCGCCCUGGCGUUCUCUCCACUCAUCUGUUGCCUGUGAUGUACUUUGCCAGGUGUGAGGUCCGCGUGCGCCGUGGGGACACUUCUCGCCUCGGACGGUUCCCAGACUCCUCCUCCUCCUCCUCCUCCUCCUCCUCCUCCUCCUCCUCCUCCUCCUCGGGUCGCCUACGGCCCCGGG
Molecule: messenger RNA, 1938 nt
Organism: Prorocentrum cordatum
Lineage: Eukaryota; Dinophyceae; Prorocentrales; Prorocentraceae
Source: the annotation of a GenBank genome assembly